AUGGUCGAAUCGUCAAUGGAAUUGAAAAGCGAUCCACAAAUGUUUUUUCGACACACAAGAAUGACAGUGCCAAUCUUCAAUCAAUUAUUGGAAAUGAUGAGACCGUCCUUAUCUAAAAAAAAUCACGGAGCAUUAGUACCAGAAGAGAGACUCGCUAUAACACUUAGGUACCUCGCAACUGGAGACCAAGUAUUAUCAAUCGCCAUGGCAUAUCGCGUGGGACAGUCAACAGUAUAUAACAUCAUAAAAGAGACCUGCAAUGCUAUUUUCGACAUAUUAGCACCUGACUUCCUCCGACCACCAGAACGCGAGGAUUGGAUAAAUAUUUGUCAUGGCUUUUGGACAUCGUUUUGA
Messenger RNA from Fopius arisanus, 354 nucleotides. RefSeq lists its product as uncharacterized. Lineage: Eukaryota; Metazoa; Arthropoda; Insecta; Hymenoptera; Braconidae. The coding region runs from base 1 to 354 and encodes 117 amino acids. The record is from RefSeq and is a predicted model, not a curated record. The transcript is spliced from 4 exons.